CAUGUGACAGUGACCACUGGGGACCUCACUGCAGCAGCCGCUGCCAGUGCAAAAACGGAGCCUUGUGCAACCCCAUCACUGGAGCCUGCCACUGUGCCUUGGGUUUCAAAGGCUGGCGCUGUGAGGAGCGCUGUGAUCAAGGGACAUAUGGAAAUGAUUGCCACCAAAAGUGCCAGUGUCAAAAUGGGGCCACCUGCGACCACGUGACUGGAGAGUGCAGAUGUCCUCCUGGAUACACUGGUGCUUUCUGUGAAGACCUUUGUCCUCCUGGGAAGCAUGGGCCGCAGUGCGAGGAGAGGUGCCCAUGCCAGAAUGGAGGUGUCUGCCACCAUGUCACCGGGGAGUGUGCUUGCCCGCCAGGAUGGAUGGGCAUGGUCUGUGGUCAGCCUUGUCCUGAGGGUCGUUACGGGAAAAACUGUUCCCAGGAGUGCCAGUGCCACAAUGGAGGAACCUGCGACUCAGCAAUAGGUCAAUGCCACUGCAGCCCAGGUUACACAGGGGAACGAUGCCAAGAUGAGUGCCCAGUGGGAACUUACGGAGUGCAGUGUGCUGAGACCUGCAAGUGUAUGAAUGGAGGGAAAUGUUACCAUAUUAGUGGUGCCUGUCUCUGUGAAUCAGGAUACACUGGAGAGCGCUGCGAAACAAGGCUUUGCCCUGAGGGAAUUUAUGGUCUCAAGUGUGAUAAAAAGUGUCCCUGCCAUAUGCCCAAUACCUGGAGCUGUCACCCUAUGUCUGGGGAAUGCUCCUGCAAGCCCGGCUGGUCUGGGCUCUACUGCAAUGAGACGUGUUCCCCAGGCUUCUACGGCAAGUCAUGUCAGCAGAUCUGCAGCUGCCAAAACGGUGCUGACUGUGAUAGCGUGACUGGAAAAUGCACCUGUGCCCCUGGAUUUAAGGGUGCUUCUUGUGGUACUCCGUGUCUUCCGGGGACAUAUGGAGUAAACUGUUCGUCUGUAUGCAACUGCAAAAAUGAAGCCAUCUGUUCACCAAUAGAUGGUUCUUGUGCCUGCAAAGCAGGUUGGCAUGGUGUAGAUUGCUCGAUAAAUUGUCCCAGUGGUACCUGGGGACUUGGCUGUAACUUAACUUGCCAGUGUCUUAAUGGAGGGGCUUGCAAUGCUCUGGAUGGAAUCUGUACCUGUGCCCCGGGUUGGAGAGGAGAAAAAUGUGAACUCCCUUGCCAGGAUGGCACAUAUGGUAUGGAUUGUGCUGAACGCUGUGACUGCAGCCAUGCGGACGGUUGUCAUCCCACCACGGGUUACUGUCGGUGUUUACCAGGAUGGUCAGGCAUUCACUGUGACAGUGUGUGUGCUGAGGGACAGUGGGGGCCAAAUUGCUCAUUGUCUUGUUACUGCAAAAAUGGAGCAUCCUGUUCUCCAGAUGAUGGAAUCUGUGAGUGUGCACCGGGAUACAGAGGCACCACUUGUCAGAGAAUUUGUUCCCCUGGGUUUUAUGGACACCGCUGCAGCCAGACAUGCCCCCAGUGUGUACACAGCAGUGGUCCCUGCCACCAUAUUACUGGAUUAUGUGACUGCUUACCUGGAUUUACAGGAGCCCUCUGUAAUGAAGUGUGUCCCAGUGGCAGAUUUGGCAAGAAUUGCAUUGGAAUAUGCACCUGCACCAAUAAUGGAACGUGUAAUCCUAUUGAUAGAUCCUGUCAGUGCUACCCUGGCUGGAUUGGCAGUGACUGCUCUCAGCCUUGCCCACCUUCCCACUGGGGACCAAACUGCAUCCACACGUGCAACUGCCAUAAUGGAGCUUACUGCAGCGCCUAUGAUGGGGAGUGCAAAUGUACACCAGGAUGGACUGGCCUUUACUGUACACAAAGAUGUCCCCUAGGGUUUUACGGGAAAGACUGUGCAUUGAUAUGCCAAUGUCAGAAUGGAGCUGACUGUGACCACAUCAGCGGGCAGUGCACCUGCCGCACAGGGUUCAUGGGGAAGCACUGCGAGCAGAAAUGUCCUCAAGGUACAUAUGGGUAUGGGUGCCGGCAGAUAUGUGACUGUCUGAACAACUCAACUUGUGACCACAUCACAGGAACGUGUUACUGCAGCCCAGGCUGGAAAGGGGCCAGGUGUGAUCAAGCUGGUGUAAUUAUAGUGGGAAACUUGAACAGUUUGAGCCAUACCAGUACUGCCAUCCCUGCUGAUUCUUACCAGAUUGGGGCUAUAGCAGGCAUCAUCAUUCUUGUCCUGGUUGUGCUUUUCCUGCUAGUGCUGUUCAUCAUUUACAGACAUAAGCAGAAAGGAAAAGAAACAAAUAUGCCCGCAGUGACCUAUACCCCUGCCAUGAGGGUCAUCAAUGCAGAUUACACCAUUUCAGAAACUAUGCCUCACAGCAAUGGUGGAAAUGCUAACAGUCACUAUUUCUCUAAUCCUAGUUAUCAUACUCUAACUCAAUGCACUACCUCACCUCAUGUCAACAACAUGGACAGACUGACACUGGCAAAGGCAAAAAACAAUCAGCUGUUUGUGAACCUUAAAAAUGUGGAACCUGGAAAACGAGGGACUGUCAUGGACUACACAGGAACACUGCCUGCAGACUGGAAACAUGGUGGCUACCUCAAUGAGCUUG
This is a messenger RNA of Mesitornis unicolor (brown roatelo), 2568 nucleotides long. It is a transcript of the gene MEGF10, whose product is annotated as multiple EGF-like-domains 10. NCBI's taxonomy places the organism in Eukaryota, Metazoa, Chordata, Aves, Mesitornithiformes, Mesitornithidae. Gene Ontology annotation, molecular function: scavenger receptor activity. The annotation marks the transcript as partial. The record is from RefSeq and is a predicted model, not a curated record. The transcript has 17 exons.